AUGUACGCAUAUACACCAACCCCACCUUUGAACCAACCAUGGGGAGCAAGGAGCACUCAAGCUCCACAAAGCUGGUUCCCAGUCUGGGGAGCUCAAGUUCGCCCUCCACCACGACCGAAUGGCCCAGCGCCUGAUCGUGAUCUACAGAGGGAGGGAGGUCUUCCUGGGCGGGAUAAACUGGUUGUUUCCGUUGAUUUUGGCACCACGGAGUCUGGGGUGGCGUAUUCAUCUUCGACGUUCACGGAUCCGCGGAGCAGGCUGGUCCUGAAUUGGCCUGGAACAUAUGAGAUUCAUCGGAAGAUACCCACCUGUCUCGUUUACGAUGCCACUGAGCCAGAGUCCCUCAAAGCCGAAGCAUCAAUCCAGAAGCUUUUGCCGAAGCUGCCGCCCGGAAAAAUGCCCCUUGAUCUUGUCACCGACUUUCUGGCCAGCUUAUGGGACCACGCAAAGCAGGAAAUCAUUAAAGAUGCUCAUUACACAGACAGUGAACUCGAACGUGUAGAAGUCUAUUUGACUAUUCCAUUGACAUGGAAUAAGGAGGGGAUUGCGAUCCUCCGGGAGGCUGCUAUCAAAGCAGCUCUCGUCCAAGGCGUUGGCGCUGGCGAUAACCAGUGGCGAGAUCGCUUACACCUUGCCACUGAGGCCGAGGCGUCUUUCGUACACUGUGUUCUGAACCUGGUUGUCCCCCCUCAUAUUCAAGAACGACCAUUGAACACAGGCAAGCAGUUUCUCGUUUGCACUGCUGGGGGUAGAUCAGUGGAAAUUUCGAGCUACAAGGUCACGGAGAUUGGGAGCUCGAGCAUACCAGAAAUUGCUGAGAUGCCCCGGCGAAGCGGGUUUAUAGUUGCGGUAGCUCUUUUCUUGAUGUACGUUUCCGCGAACUAG
This is a messenger RNA of Cyclocybe aegerita, 885 nucleotides long. NCBI's taxonomy places the organism in Eukaryota, Fungi, Basidiomycota, Agaricomycetes, Agaricales, Hemipholiotaceae. The record is from the annotation of a GenBank genome assembly.